AUGGAAAAAAUUGUUGCCGAGAUUCAUUUGAAAUACCUUCAAACGUUUAAUCAUGUCAUGGAUGUAUAUGUGUAACUAAUGAAUGAACGGAUAAAUACCAAUAUACUUUCAAGUCUAUGGACAUGCAAGUGGAAUAAUCAUAGAGAAAACACAACAUCUGCAUCAUGGCUUAUUGCUGAUUAGGAAAAUAAUAGCAAACAAAAAAUGAUUGUGCUAUUGCCCUCUCCUGGAUUGCUUGGAUUAAUAAGGACUUUUAGAUAAAUUAUAACAGAGUCUAAGUAAAUCGAUAUUGCAGGAGAUUUCGGAAAUAAGUUUUUAAUUGAAAUUAUUUGUGAUUCAUUGCAAAGCACUCUCUCUUAGUAUAUAGCCAUAGUACCGAGUAGGGGUAGAAAUCGCUAAUAUUUGUAUGAUCUUAUUUUUUUGAGAUACUUAAUUACUAAAUCUAAUAGCUUUAUGGAGGCCUGCUUGAUAAAUCACAUGAUCAGCUAAAUAAAUGGGUAAAAGUUUUCAGGGAUUAAUUAAGAUAUGCUAAAUAUUUUAAACAAGCUUUUGAUGAUCUAGGCUUUUGAAACUUUCCUUAGCAAUACAAUUUACCUAUUGACAACAGAUUUCAAAAAUCUAGAGGCAAUAAUUAAUGAUCCCUUUUACUAAGAUAAAUAAGGCGAGCUUGAUAUAUAAAAUCAGUCACAGAUAUUCAUUAGACUAUUGAAUCUUAACGAGUCAAUGCAAACUACUGAAAAUCAAUAAAAACAGCCAUAUAAAAAAAGAGAGGAUGAUUUUAUAGCAAUUAAUGCAAUGACUGGAGGUAUAAAUUAAAGUCUGCAAUGCUUAUUCUAAUUUAUAAGGGAUUGCUUUAAUAAGCAAGAUGUUGUAAAAUCUAAUUUUUUCAAAGCAAUGAUGAAUUAGUAAGGCCUAAAUGGGCCCUCUAAUCAGCAAGCAAUCAGAAACCCAUUUAAAAACAAUCUAUAAAAUAAUAAUGAAGAUGCAGAUGCAGAUGAUGUAGAAGAGAUUGAAUUAGGCUAAUAGUCUUCAAGAGAGACAUUUUAAGUUGAAGAAAUGAUGUCUAUAACCUUCUCAUCUGAUUUUAAUCAAUGGUAAUAGCUUCUUAAGUUCAACUAACAAUAGUUACAAGAAACACAAUAGAAUAUAGAUAAGAAGAUUGUUGACUACAAUUAAUUUUUGAGUGAGUAUUCUAACUUUGGGCCUAUGGUAAAACAAGCUUUACAAGAUUAGGUAAAGGAAAACCCAACAAAUUAAAGUGAGAAAAGCCUUUUGAAACAAUUUAAAUAUUUGCCUUUGAUAGUUGAUAAGGAUGGCUUUGGACCAUGCUUCCUCAACGAUUACACUAAAAUGAGAAUUAAGGGAUUUGAUAGAGGCUAUAUGUCACUUAAAACAGUCCUGUUUUGUUUGGCUAAAAGAUUUGAUAUAUGCAAAUGCUAGGAAGAUUUUCCAAAGUUGAAUGAUGAAUAAGAACAGCAAAAAAACUAGAUUUUAUAUUUGAUAAACGAAAUUUGA
Messenger RNA from Stylonychia lemnae, 1515 nucleotides. NCBI's taxonomy places the organism in Eukaryota, Ciliophora, Spirotrichea, Sporadotrichida, Oxytrichidae. The record is from the annotation of a GenBank genome assembly.